GCAUGCUCGGGCGUAUAUAUUGAUGAUGAUGAUGGGAGCCUCCAUUUUCGCUGACAAGAGCGGAAAUGAGGUUCAGGUGCUACACUUGCCUUUGCUGGAGAGGUUUGAUGCAGCAACACAGUUCAGCUGGGGUAGUGCCACCCUGGCUUAUCUAUACAAGCAGCUGUGUCGCGGCUGCCAGAGAGGGAGCACAGAGUUGGGGGGAUUUUUGCUACUCCUCCAGAUUUGGUCAUGGGAGUAUAUCCACAUUGGCCGUCCCAUUAUAGUCGGAUAUCAUGGCAUUGAUGGACAGCCACUGCCUGAUGAGCCUCCACGUCUGCUAGGACCACAUCAUGUACGGGGCGAGGACCCUCUACGCCGUCAGUAUGUUUUCAAUCGUUUGUAUUUAUGUGAGUAUUUGUUGAAUGUUAAUAAAUUAAUAAUAUCCAUAUUAUUGAUAUUGUUACAUGAAUGGUUAGGUGGUUAUAUGCUGGUCUAUCUCGCAUGUCAUCCGCUACUGGGCUCGGUGUCUGCAGGGAUGCAUUGGAUCGGAUGUCUGAGGACCAGGUAUGGUGUAUGUAGUAUAACAUUAACUAGAAUAGGUGUAGAAUAAAUACUAAUUUUGUAUGUUUAUGAAACAGAUCACAUGGAUGCCGUUUAGACCUGAUAUGUUAGCAGAGUUGCCCCCAGCUGGACGAGAGCAUACUCACAUCUGGCGAGCACGUGUCCCGUUGAUAUGUUUUGACAUUGUUGAGCUGCAUUUGCCUGAUAGAGUCAUGCGUCAGUUUGGGUUUGAGCUGCAUAAGCAGGGAUUUUUGCUACAGAGCUGGGGGAAAGUAAUAUCACCAUAAGAUGCAUUUGCACAGGGAGACACUUAUGUAGAGCUGCAUAAGAUGGAUAGGCGUGAGAAGCAUACAGAGGAUUGGGCACUCAGACAUGUCCGAUACGUGACUAUGUGGGAAAGGAGAGCUGAGCUAGCUGUGGUUGGGACACCCACAUAUGUGCCAUCUGUUUCAGGAGACUACAUGGGAUGGUACUACAGCAUCACUCGGUUAUUUGUGUCUCCUUCGUUCAGACUCCCUACUCAUCAUUAUCAGCCUAGCUCCUUGGCUUUGCAUCUUACGGCUCUGACAGGCAUUGCCUCGUUGUGCUCAGAUGUGUUGGGCCGAGUAGACUACGGACAUCUUAUACACAUGCCCCCAUCUCAGGAGAUGGCAUCCACGUCUAGUGCAGCCGCGGCUUCAUCAUCCCAGACGCAACAUGAGAGAGUGGUUCUUCAACCACGACAACGCCGUAGGCGUAGACAUGAGCAGCAACAUCUCCAUGACGAAGCUGAUGAUGAGAACUUGUAGUUUGUCUUUUGUAUUGUAGUUUUUCUUAUGCAGUAGAUGUUGUACGAACAAUGUACAAGUUUUGAUGUAUUUUGUCUUGUUAAGUAUUGUAUGGUGUAUUGAUGUGUUCGAGUAUGAAUAUUAGAUGAUUACUUGUUAUGGCAUAUAUGAUGAUUGUAUUGUGUUAUUCCGGUUAUGAUUUGAAGGUUUUUUACGGGUGUU
Messenger RNA from Cuscuta epithymum, 1532 nucleotides. Lineage: Eukaryota; Viridiplantae; Streptophyta; Magnoliopsida; Solanales; Convolvulaceae. The record is from the annotation of a GenBank genome assembly.